AUGAACGUAGUCGAUUGUGCAAGGUUUAUAUCAAUCAAAGAAGAUGUGAAUUCAUACCAAGAAACUGAUCUUGAUCAUUAUUUUAUUGUAUCAUCUUCAGUAUUGACAGCUUCAAUAGAAAAUUCAAACUCUGAACAAAACUCAUUGGAUGAAGAAAAUAAUUUAGAUGAUAGUGAUAACAAUGCAGAGUAUUUUGAUGAUGAAAAGAAUGGUGAUAUAUAUAUUAAUAAACGUCUUACUCAAAAACAAUUAAACUUAGCUGAUUUUUAUGAAAAAGAAACUUAUCGUCGUCCAAAACGGUCAAAUAGAAGGAAGCAUAUUCGACGUCAGAUUAAAACAAAACAUGCUAAAUCAAUUGAAAUUAAAGCAUGUAAUAAACAAUGGUAUAUGCGUUUUCGAUUAGAUAAAUUUGCUUUACUUGACUCAUCAACUGAGUGUUAUGAAAGUUCAUAUUCAUCAAAUGUUUUGUCUUCACAUACAGAUUUUCACUCGACUAGAUAUAAUCAUCAUAAUAAUCAAUUUCAAGAUUAUAUCAUUAAUGUAUAUAGUGUUCGUAAUCAAUCAGAUUUUGAUGGUGAUAUGAUAGAUAUCCUUCUCGAAAUGCAAAAUCGUGAUCUGUCUCCAAAUGAUUACGAAAUAUUAUUGAGACUCGAUGAACGUAUAAAAUGUAAAACAGUUGAUGAAAGCAUUUUAGAUACAUUAUUAACAAUUGAUGUUAAUGAAACUCAUUUGAAUGAUCUUUGUACUAUUUGUAUGGAAUCAUAUGAUCUUGGACAACAGCUUAAAUCGCUACCGUGUACACAUAUAUUUCAUUUGCAUUGCAUUGAAAAAUAUUUAAAAGAAUUUUCCAUUCAAUGUCCUUUAGAUAAUUUACCAUUAGUAUGA
Molecule: messenger RNA, 885 nt
Organism: Rotaria sordida
Lineage: Eukaryota; Metazoa; Rotifera; Eurotatoria; Philodinida; Philodinidae
Source: the annotation of a GenBank genome assembly